Molecule: messenger RNA, 2554 nt
Organism: Paramuricea clavata
Lineage: Eukaryota; Metazoa; Cnidaria; Anthozoa; Malacalcyonacea; Plexauridae
Source: the annotation of a GenBank genome assembly
AUGAAUGAACAACAUCAAAAGGUAUGCUAAAUUGUAGUUGUAAAAUUACUAAUGUGCGUUUAAAGAGUAAAUAGUAGCAGUCACAAAGGCGUAUGUAAUUAUUUUGUCUAUUUAAUAAAUUAAGUGAUAGUGACAUUUUGAUUGUUGGACAGGUCCGAGCUUGGCUGGAAACAUUGUUUGUUGAUGAACCUAUACCAACAUUUGAAAUAAAUUCUAAAACAAUUGAAAUUCUGAGUACCUUGGUGGACAUUAAUAGAAAGAAAGACCAAGAUGCUAAGAUAUUAACUGAAGAUUUGGCACAGAAGAAAAAUGAAUAUAGGAGUGAAGGUAUGUAGCAACUUCGACCACAUAAUUUCAUUUAUUUGGUAGUAAAUAUUUGAGGCUACAUAUGGUGGCCAACUUCAGAACUGUUGGCACUUAUAAAAGUUAGAAAAUUAAACUAUGUCUCUCAGUUCUAUUUUCCUCCCAGUACAAGGACUACAAAAAUAUUCCCACUCUGAUAACUACAGGUUGAACGUUUGCUGUCUGAUAGUGCUUUGUUAAACCACAUAUAUUUGAUAGAUUUUUUGCUCUUUGACUAAACUACAUGUUUUACAAUUUAAAUUUUCAGCAAAACGUCUUCAAAGAAUUAUUUCCUCUGUUGGUCUACCUUUGAGUAAUUUGUCACAAUCAGGUUUGACAAGUGUUAGAACUCUGGCUAGUACUGCAUUGUUACUGGAUCUCAGGGAUACAAAAAUGUCCAGGUAAUGUUUCCUAACCCAGUAAUCCUAAUACAGUAAUUGUAAACCUAAUCCAGUAAUCCUAACCCAGUGAUCUUAACCCAGUAAUCCUAACCCAGUAAUCCUGUGGAAACCAGCUUCUGCUGACAAUGUUAGCGUGGUUAAAUAAAGUUUAUCAUCAUCAUACAGUAAUCCUAACCCAGUAAUGGGUCAUUCCAGAAAACAUCCAUACCACCCCCACAGAGUAAAUAGGAAGUUAACCCCCUACCCCCUUUGGAUGUCCUAAUACAUUUACUAUUAUCAGAAACAAUUUUUUCUCCCCUCCCCCUCUGGAAGGCAGAAAUUUCCUCCGUGGUGGGAGUAUGGAGGAAUGACACAAUCUUAACCCAGUAAUCUUAAUUCAGUAAUCUUAACCCAGUAAUCUUAACCCAGUAAUCCUAACUCAGUAAUCCUAACUCAGUAAUCCUAAUCCAGUAAUCCUAACCCAGUAAUCCUAAUCAAAGUUGCCCAAUUUAUUCUGUGCUUAACCUAGUUCUAUUUCCUUAGCUACCUCCUUGGUAUUAAUGAGCUGUCAAAAGAACUUCAUUCAGCGAAAGAAGAGGAGAUAAAAUCUAAACACGCAACAACGAAACAGUUGCAAAAAACAAAUAAAGCUUUGAUCCAAUACAAUUCACUCAAAAAGUAGGUUAUAUGCUUCGUGCAGCAGAUAGCACUGGUUAACCUGCAAUUGUCAGAGUGAGAAAAUACUGUUAACUAGUCUUUUUAUGAUAUGUAGUCUUGAAGGAUGCAAAUACUUUAGAUAGAAUUUUUAGGAAAAAAAGAUUAAUUUUUACUUUUCUUGCCGCUACCACUGACUGCUGGCCUGAACCACCUUCUGAAACCCACCAAGAAAUUAUAGCGACAUUUAUACCAGUCUUAGAAGUUAAACCCCUGUAUAUAUUAAUUUUAUUUAAAAACAGAGCAUGUGAGACAUUGGAGGAGCAGAUAUCACUACAAGAACCAAUUUUGAAACAACGUUUGAGAGAUACUGGCUUUCUAAAUCAGAAAACUGGAGAAUAUCAACGACAAUUGGAUCAAUUAUUGGUCAGUCAGUGAUUUGUAGUUGUAUUGUACAGACUCAAAUCUCUAGUUAAAGAUACCAAUGAGUUCAAAUGUCUGUUACUUUGGCUCAAUUAACUCUAGUUUUUAUUACUUUACCCAGCUGCAAGACUCUCACCUUGAUGAGUAAAAUUGUCUGGUGUUAGACGGAGUGAAAUUAGGGUACAUUUGGGUACAUGGCAGCUUGAAGUAUAUAUAUUAUAUAAUUGCCGUUAAUGAAGAUUAAUAAAGUUAAUGUUAUUCAGAGUUAUCAAAAGCAAGCAAAUUUGGAACCAGCACUUUAUCACAAAGCAUUGGAAAAGAAAUACGAGGUUCUGUUAAUUAUAGUCUUGUAUUUUAAUUAGGGGAGGUUGAUUGCAGAAUUAACAAAUUUAAUUUAUAUUUUGACCAGGAUGUUGUAAAGUUAGAAGAAGAUUUAAAACCAUUGAAGUCAAAGUUGGACACAUACCAUAGUUUACCUCCUGUAAGUCGGUAAUAAUAUCUCUACUGUGAAUGCAGUAAUUAUUUGUGGGUUCUGCCUUAUUUUGUUUAAUAAUUUACGGCAGGAUAUUUCACUUGCAAAAGUAAGACUCGAAGAAGCAAGAAGAGAACUGGUGAGUCAGACAGUUGAAUUUGAGUUUGCUAAUUUUUUCUUACUUUUCCAUUUUUUUCAUGAUCUGUUCUUUGUUUUUAUGGAACUAUAGCAAUCAUUAGAGGAACAGUUGACAAGAAAUAUUGAUUCAAUGCACAGUAUGUAG